Molecule: messenger RNA, 1693 nt
Organism: Aedes aegypti (yellow fever mosquito)
Lineage: Eukaryota; Metazoa; Arthropoda; Insecta; Diptera; Culicidae
Product: protein peste
Exons: 4
Coding region: 169-1683 (504 amino acids)
Cellular component (GO): cytoplasm; membrane
Molecular function (GO): scavenger receptor activity
Source: RefSeq, a predicted model, not a curated record
CGCAGAUCGAUCGCAGCAACCCGCAGAAGAUCAAGUGGUUCGUCGCUUAUUCACGCGUUGAGCUUACUCGUGGUCGGAUCGUUGGUUGUUUCGCGGCGCGGUUUUUCGCCUGGCUCGGUUGCGAAUCAUAGCGGCAGCGUGCUUGCGUUUGGGACGACGGUUGAAACGAUGCGUAUUGAUAAGUUUUUCUGCGUGGCGGCGGUGGGAGGGAUCCUUGCGAUGGCUGGAGCCGUUUUCGCACUGUUUUGGGGUGAUAUCCUGGAUGCGAUUAUUGUGAAGGAAAAGAUCCUCUCGCCGACGUCGAGAGCGUUUAAACUGUGGAGGCGUCCUCCGGUACCGGUGCAGUGGAGAAUUACGCUUUUUAACUGGACGAAUGCGGAAGCCUUCCUGGCGAACAAGGUCAGCAAGCCGACUUUCUCCGAAGUCGGACCUUUUCUGUACUCAGAGAUCCUCGAGAAGGUGGAUGCUCGGUUUAACACGAAGAACUCCACUAUCAGCUACCGCAGGCGUAGUUAUUUCGCUCCGGACGACCUCCUGGACGAGACCCUCCUUACGCGCAGCGUUACCAACCUGAACGUAGUGGCCUUAACUGCCGCAAACCGCGGUAAAACGGAAGGCUACGGUGCUGAACGGGGCAUAUCCUUCGCCCUGUACAACUUGGAUCAGAAAGUCCUAGUGACGCAACAAGCGGGCGAACUACUGUUCGACGGCUACCCCGAACCGAUGAUCCAGGAGAUGUUGGACGUUCUGGGGACCACUCCACAGAAUGGUCUGGACGUGGAGGACCGUUUCGGCUGGUUCCGAGCUGUCAACGGGUCCAAGAAGUUCCACGGGUUCUUCAACAUGAACUCCGGCAAGGAGGACGCCAGCCGGUACGGGUUGAUUCGGCAGUGGAACUACAGGGAUCGAGCGGUUCGAACUCAAGGUGAGUGUGGACUGUACGAAGGGUUCACCGGGGAGCUGUUUCCGACGAAGAUCCGCCACGAUCAGACGCUGAGAAUUUUUCUGAUGGAACUGUGUCGAGCGGUGAGUUUCGAGUUUGAACGAGAAGAAGAGGUUCACGGGGUUCUGGGCUAUCGAUUUGUGGCGAAUGGGCGAACCAUGGAUGAUGUGUGCGUCGAGGAUAGGGAGGCGCUUCCAAGAGGCGCGAUCAACGUGACGCAAUGUAAGGACGGUGCUCCGCUUUUUGCGUCGUUUCCGCAUUUCUUGUCGGCAGAUGAAUAUUACAGAGGGGCGAUCGAGGGAAUGAGUCCAGAUGGAGAACGGCAUCAGUCGUUUGUGACCAUCGAGCCUAAGACCGGGACGGUUCUGAGGUCAUCGCUCAAGUUGCAGAUCAACGCUUUGCUGCAGCGUUACAACGGCGUAGCAUUAUACCAAGACGCCCCUCGGUCAUUCGUACCCCUGCUGUGGUACUCGAAAAGUUUCGAUCUUCCGCUAGAGGAAGCGGUCAAGCUGCGAAGUCUCUUGGAUGUUUCCCAACUGGGUUAUCUGGGAGGAUUUGCGGUGGCCGCGUUCGGGUUGUUGGUGGCGUUAUUGGCGAUGGGGCUGAGGUGUGCCAUUCGGAGCACGCAGAAGAAGAGUAGAGGCGAAGGUCCAAGGCCGGUGGCCAAUGGGGACACUCGGGGGGAGUAUGAGUUUGUGCAGAACGAGCAGAACAAGGAUAAGGAUCGAAUAAAGUUGUGAUGGGUAAAGA